Vidua chalybeata is the source of this 1794-nucleotide messenger RNA. RefSeq names its product TNF receptor superfamily member 25 (gene TNFRSF25). Gene Ontology annotation, biological process: signal transduction. Gene Ontology annotation, cellular component: plasma membrane. NCBI's taxonomy places the organism in Eukaryota, Metazoa, Chordata, Aves, Passeriformes, Viduidae. The transcript is spliced from 7 exons. Bases 23 to 1465 code for a protein of 480 amino acids. The record is from RefSeq and is a predicted model, not a curated record. Gene Ontology annotation, molecular function: protein binding.
GGAAGCACCAUUUGCAGAGCACAUGGGGGCACCUGAGAGCCCCCUGGGCACAGGCUGUGGCACAGUAGCCCCCACAGUGCCAGCAGGAAGUUGCUUGCUCGUGUACUGCGGGGAAAGCAGAGCACAGGGGCUGCCGCGGGGCAUUCCCAGCCCAGGGGCAGCACACCCACGCGGCUUUGGGGCGGAGGGCCGCGGCUUCAGCCGUUCAGCACCACUGUCCACACAUUUCCAGGUGACCUUGGCAGCGCUGUGCCUGGCAGCCAGCGAAUUGCAGCCCCCAGGGUGGCGGGACCGCGCCGUGCUGCGAAGGCAGCAGGUCCUGGUGCAGCCAAUCCUCCGCCUGCGGAGACAUACUGACAGACGCCCGUGCCCUGAUGGCAUGAACUGGAUCGAGGCUACUCGCCAGUGCUGCUCUCAGUGUCCCGCAGGGACAUUCAUGUCCGAGCCCUGCACAAGCGUGAAGCACAGAGAGUGCCGCCCCUGUCCCGCCGGCACCUUCCGCACCCAGCCCAACACCCUCAGGAAGUGCCAGGCUUGCUACGAGUGUGACCGACAAGCUUUCCAGAGUGUGCUGAGCAACUGCUCGGCCACCAGCAACAUCGCCUGUGGCUGUGAGCCUGGCCGAUUCCGUGUCUGCCUUGACAAGCAGUGCAGCGAAUUCUCUUGUCAGAAAUGCCAGUCCUGCACUGGACGCCUCAUCCAGCGACCCUGCUCGGAGGCACAGGACACACUUUGCGACAGCAGCUGCAAGCCUGACUUCUACAGAGAAGGUGACGAAUGCCGGCCAUGUCAUAUGAGCACCCAGGACACGUGUGGCAAAGAGUGCCAGCAAGUGUGUGGCAGCAACAACAACCAAGGCUCAGGUCUGGAGUACAUCCUGCUGGGACUCACCGGGCCUCUCUUCCUGGGUGCCCUUGCCAUCUACCACAAGAGGAAGAGGUUCUGGCAUGAUGUCCUGGCAGGUGGUCCCCACCCCACAGCACAGGCAGCCACCUCAGUGGCCGGGGCUGCAGGCACACCAUGCUGCCAGUUCAAUGCCCAGAGGUGGCACAACCUGUGCUGGACCCAGCCAUGCUCCCCGCAGGGGACAGAGCGUGCCGCAGGCACAGCAAAGCAGAGCCCCAAACACCCCUUGCUGCCUGAGCCACCCAGUGAUGAAGGGGAGCCCUCUGCACCCCUGGAGCCCCGCGGUGCCUUGCUGCAGGGCAGCCAACUCUAUGCCGUCAUCGAUGUGGUGCCAGUACGGCGUUGGAAGGAGUUCAUGCGGAUGCUGGAGCUGCGGGAGGCAGAGAUUGAGCUGGUAGAGCUGGAGGUGGCCCACAUCCGUGACCAGCAGUACGAGAUGCUGAAGCGCUGGUGCCAGCAGACCAGUGCCACGCUGGACCACGUCUUUGCCGCCCUGGAGCGCAUGGAGCUGGCUGGCUGUGCUGAGGCACUGCGCCAGAGUCUGCCCCUGGGACCCUGAUUCCCAGCGUCAGCACCCUGGCACAGGGAGGUCCCAACACCUCCACAUCUCACUGGGCACCUCAUCCCAGCCACACCCCUAAGUAUUGUUACUUAUGCCGUGUAGACAUUUUAUGUCAGUUUUAUGUCCCCUUCCCACCUGCCUGUUCCCUCUAUUUAUGUCCUCCUGCUCCCAGGGCCGGGGAGGACCCCAUGCCCCAGCAUGUUGGUUGCCCAGCCACUUGCGGGACGAGCAGGCACCGAGCCCACCACGAACCCAUGGGAUAGUUCUCAAGGCUGCCCGCUGCCGGGCGCUCCUUCCCCCUCCCCAAUAAAGUGGUGUGUUCUCCA